Molecule: messenger RNA, 1341 nt
Organism: Clonostachys solani
Lineage: Eukaryota; Fungi; Ascomycota; Sordariomycetes; Hypocreales; Bionectriaceae
Source: the annotation of a GenBank genome assembly
AUGUCACGCGACCCGAAGAGACCGAAUGUUGUGCUUGCCCUCGCCGACAAUCUCGGCUGGGGCGAAUUGGGCUGCUAUGGAGGAGGCAUCUUGCGCGGAGCUGCCACCCCCAGAAUCGACAAGCUCGCGACCGAAGGCCUAUUACUGCACAACUUCAAUGUCGAGAGCGACUGUGUACCUACGCGGUCAGCCCUCAUGACAGGCAGGCAUCCGAUCCGCACGGGCUGCCGCCAGUCAGUCCCGGCCGGCUUCCCUCAGGGGUUGACUCCUUGGGAGAAGACGCUGGCCGAGUGUCUCAAGGACAACGACUACGCGACCGCGCACCAUGGGAAGUGGCAUCUUGGCGACAUUCCCGGCCGAUACCCAUCCGAUCGAGGGUUUGACGAGUGGUUCGGCAUCCCGCGCACGACAGACGAGACCCAGUUCACAUCUGCGAUCGGAUACACGCCCGAGGUGGCCGAGCUGCCAUACAUCAUGAAGGGAAAGGCCGGCGAGCCUUCUGAGAACAUCUGUGUCUACGACCUGGAGAAGAGGAGAGACAUUGACCACAUGCUGGUCGAACAGUCCAAAGACUGGCUCUCGCGGCAGGUAGAAGCCGAGAAGCCCUUCUUCCUCUACCAUCCCCUCGUCCACCUUCACUUUCCCACGCUUCCGCACAAAGACUUUGCCGGGAAGACUCAGCAGGGUGACUUUGCUGAUUCGAUGGCUGAGAUGGACUACCGAGUAGGCCAGCUCAUCGACCAUCUCGACUCUCUUGGGGUCAGAGAAAACACCGUCUUCAUCUUUGCCUCGGACAACGGCCCCGAGUUCAGAGAGCCAUAUCGGGGCACCGCUGGGCCUUGGUCGGGGACGUACCAUACCGCGAUGGAGGGAAGUCUUCGCGUCCCGUGCAUUGUAAGGUGGCCUGGCAAGGUACCUGAAGGUGUCACGUCAAACGAAAUCGUCCACGUUACGGAUCUUUUCACCACCGUCCUGUCUAUAACUGGGUCCCCCUUGCCAUCAGACCGCCCAAUUGAUGGCAUCGACCAGACGGAAUUCUUCCAGAAGCCGACCGAGGUCAAAUCGCAGAGACUCGGUUUCUGCUUCUACCUGAAGGAGGAAUUGCGCGCCAUCAAGUGGAAAGACUGGAAGCUACACUACGUAUGGGAGCCAAAGGUCAACCAGUCCUCUGGGAAGCUCGAGUCACCAUAUCUCUUCAACACGGUCAGAGACCCAAAGGAGGAGUCGGACAUUCUGGCCUUCAAUACUUGGGUCCUACAGCCGAUGACAAAGCUCAAGACAGAGUUUUUGAGAAGUCUGAAAUAUGACCCUGCGCCGCCUGACCCGCUGAAGGAACUGUGA